CCUGACCUUGAAUAUGGGCGUUAAUAUGAAAGGCAAACGCACGACCAAGUUGCGUGGUAAAAAACAAAGUAAGAAGCAGGAAGUUGAUGAGGAAAUAGAGUCCGAAAGUGGAGCUAGUUCCAUUGAAUCUGGAACGGAGUCUGAUAUUUCAGUACAUGAAACUGCUCAUGAAAAGAAAGUACGACUCACAAAGAAAGCUAUUCAAAAAGCACUUGAGACAGUUGGUUCGGAUGAUGAAAAGUACGAAGAACUUUCUCUGCGUCUCAAAGAAGAGGCAUUGCAGGCAAAAGGAAAGUUUUUAGCGAAGUUCGCCCAUCAGAUUAAAUGCUUGGAUAAGGAGGGAAUCAUACUGCUUAAAGGUCAUAGAAAAUCUGUCUCAUGUGUCUGUAUUUCUGAAGAUGCAAAAUAUGCCUAUACUGGGGGAAGAGAUUCUUCUGUAAUUAAAUGGGAUCUAAGCACUAUGAAAAAGUUGUUUACUAUGCCUGGAGGGAAACGCGGAACCAAAUAUCCUUAUCAUACGGGUCCAGUUCUCUCCAUCUCUUUAUCUAGUGAUAAUAAAUAUUUGGCUUCCUCCAGUAUGGAUCAUUCUGUUAUCAUAUGGAACCCAAAAGAGAUGGAAGUUUUCAUGAAACUAUUGCACCAUAAAGUACCAGUUACAGCUGUUAGUUUUAGAUAUCAUUCACACAUGUUAUUUACAGCAGAUUGUUCUGGUCGUGUUUGUGUUUGGAAUAUGCCUUUAAAACAAGUUUUACAAGAUCAAGGAGCAAGAACAAAUAUUGAAGUUUUAGGAUUAUGUGGUCUAGUAUCUGAACGAUGUGUUUCAUGCUCUGGGUUCGGUGGUCCUGGUGUGUGUGUUUGGAAAGUUCCAGAAGAAAUCUGUGUACAGUAUAGCACAAAAAACACAUUAGAAAGUUCGGUAGAAUGCAUUUAUGCAGUGAAUGAUGAAAUUUUCAUUGGAGGUUCUUCUACAAAUACAAUUUAUAUUUGGCAUUCAAGUAGAGGUAGUCCUGUAUAUACUGUUUCUCCUGCUCAUCCUGUGGCUAAAUUAUGUCCACCCUCGGAAUCAGAGCCAUUUAUUCGACCAGUUGCAAAUUGGGUCUCUGCAAUUACUGGUCUCUAUGGCACUGAUCUGAUUGCUUCAGGUUCUUCAACUGGGCAUAUCCAAUUUUGGCGACUUGUUCAACCACAAACAGAACGUUCCAGUGAGGCUAAUAAAGUGCAACAACAACUACGGACACAAGUCAGUAUUGAACGUAUACCUGGUUUGAGUAUUUCAUUGGGUGGUUUUAUCAAUGGAUUAGCUUUCUCUUCGGAUCGUCGAUAUUUAGCCGUUUGUUUAGGUCAACAACAUAGAUUUGGUCGUUGGGAGCCUAGACGUCAUGUCACAAAUGGUUUAUUGCUAAUUCCAUUGAAUAUAUCCUAG
Molecule: messenger RNA, 1423 nt
Organism: Schistosoma turkestanicum
Lineage: Eukaryota; Metazoa; Platyhelminthes; Trematoda; Strigeidida; Schistosomatidae
Source: the annotation of a GenBank genome assembly